AUGUGGACGACGCCCACGCCCACGCCUGUUUUCGAUAACUUCGUCGUCGCCGUUCGCGGCCUCGUCCAGGCUCGUGAUGGCGCGAAAUUGCAGGACUUUUUGCAGCUCGAGCCGCCCCUCUCGCCCGUCUACCACCAGAUGGUCGCCGAACUACGUGCUGCUCAUCCCGCCCACGCCAGCGACGAGUCGCUGCGGGUCAAAUGUGAAUCUCUCGCCCCCGCCUCCGACAGUGGGAGCUCAUGGACUGCGUUUGCGCCGUUUAUGCGACUGUACUUUACCUUUCUGCGAGACGUGGAUUUGGAUAACUUGCUGGAGACAUAUGAGCUGCUGAGAGCUCUGCUGAAUCAGUGCAUCGUCGCCCUUGGAGAUGGCCAGUACGGCGUCAUCGUCCUGCCGACCGUUCUGCAUCUCUGUAAAGUUCUGGCAAAGCUCGCGAUUGGCCUGGACCGGCGUCCGGAGUUGAUUGCUCACCUCGUGCACGACGAAGGCGAUUCAGAAGGGGCCACCGAGAAGGUCACUCUCGUCGAAAAAUCAGCGAACGUUGUGCGAGAAGCUUUUAUCAAAUGUCUCACGGACCGCACCGGGACACCAGGCAUCCAUGGCAAGCCAGAAGGCAGAAGGGUGGGCAUUUAUCUAAUGGCCAAUUUAUGCCUAAAGCUGCUCUUUAAGUGCGGAAAGCUACGAAAUGCUGAGCAGAUGUUUGCGAGUAUCAAUGCCCAGUCACCGCCGCUCUCAUGUUUUCCGGCGUCUCAGCGAGUAACGUACCUCUACUAUCUUGGGAGAUACCUCUUCUCCAACAACCUUUUCUAUCUAGCCCAGGUCGCCCUCCAGUCGUCGUAUAACCAAUGUCACAGACAGGCUCUACAGCAGCGCCGUCUGAUUCUCUCAUAUCUGAUUACGUGCAAUAUCAUUCUGGGCCGGUUCCCAUCCGCUGCUCUCCUCGAAAAACCAGAAUGCGAGACCCUGCGGGACAAAUUCUUACCAAUAUGCCAGAUCAUCGUUCGUGGUGAUGUGUUGGCAUUUCGAGAAUAUCUGGGGGAGAACUCGCCGAAAGCGGACUGGUUCGCUGAAAAGGGCAUACUUCUUCAGCUUCGAAAUAGGUGUGAAAUCCUCACCUGGCGAUCACUGGCCCGAAAAGUUUUUUUACUUGGCGGCUUUCAUGGAAAUGCCGGUUUCCAGCCCCAGAAAGGCCCCCCACCUUUUCUGUACCUUAACAAGCUGGAAAUUGCUGUUGAAUGGCUAAAAUCUCAAAGGGGAGGCCAAGGGGGGCUCUUGUUCGUAAAUAAACAGGCUGUUGGUGGUGAGUUUGUUUCAUUUCCCAACGACCCUGAUUUCGACCCAGAAACAAGACUGGAAGGAGAGCCUUACGGCGAUGGUAGCUUUGACGAUUUUAUUAGCCCAACUGGAUACUUUGAUUAUUCCGGCGAAUGGGUGGAUGUCGCCAGUUCAGAUGAUCUCCCAGAACCUGAUCUGCAUGAAUCGAAUCUCAUCGACGAUGGUUCUGGAGAAGUAUUUAAAGAGUUGAUGAGCAUGGGUCAGAUAACUAAACCCCUCCAUGGACACGACACCUCACCUCUACUUAACGAUAUUGAAUCAAUUCUCGCAUCCCUUCUUACCCAGGACCUCAUGCGUGGGUACCUCACUCACAGAAACCCACGAUACGCCAUCCCUGGUGCACGGGCGAAGGGGGCCAUACCUACAGGUUUUCCAAAUGUCUGGCAGACAAUCUACGCUCGCGAAAGAGAGGAUGAAGAAGUCCCCGGCUGGGUCAAGCAGCCCAAUCCAUUUGCUGGUGGUGGAGGUGCUGCCGGGGGAAUGGGCGGCCGGGUGGUAAAUCUCAGCGGGGCUAGACCAGUUGGUCUUGCGGGUCGAUAA
This is a messenger RNA of Ophidiomyces ophidiicola, 1875 nucleotides long. RefSeq lists its product as uncharacterized. The transcript has 3 exons. Gene Ontology annotation, cellular component: transcription export complex 2. The record is from RefSeq and is a predicted model, not a curated record. Gene Ontology annotation, biological process: poly(A)+ mRNA export from nucleus; transcription elongation by RNA polymerase II; post-transcriptional tethering of RNA polymerase II gene DNA at nuclear periphery. NCBI's taxonomy places the organism in Eukaryota, Fungi, Ascomycota, Eurotiomycetes, Onygenales, Onygenaceae. Gene Ontology annotation, molecular function: double-stranded DNA binding; RNA binding. The coding region runs from base 1 to 1875 and encodes 624 amino acids.